Messenger RNA from Seminavis robusta, 1220 nucleotides. NCBI's taxonomy places the organism in Eukaryota, Bacillariophyta, Bacillariophyceae, Naviculales, Naviculaceae. The record is from the annotation of a GenBank genome assembly.
UACGGUACAUCGAAUGAACUGCCCUCAGUCUUCCGGGGAAUUGACUAGUAAUCCUGCGUGUUUUCACUGUACAUGAAAUAGGAUAAAUGACUUCUUCCUGAACUUUUGCAAUGACGAGGUGACGUAUCAUCUUUUGCUUCUGUCCAAGUCACCAAACCAAAGCAAAACCUCUCACAAUAUUUGGAAGGAAGCAAAGAAUUUUGAGCACCCAUCAAUACGGUUUCACGCACCUUUUCGUUUAUCUACCAGUCAAAACACUAUUCACCAUGGCACUCGUCGUUGAUAGCUGGGCAAAAGUAGCUGCAAUCGAAAAUUUCGAAGCUGUGGCAGGCGAGUUGCUCUUUCGAAGAAUCUUUGAGAUCAAUCCCGGUGCUAAGGCUUUCUUUGCAUUUGCCAAAGAAGACUCGGAUAAUGAUAUCUACCAAAGUGAAAUGUUCCAAACGCAUUCACGAGCAGUGAUCACCACGGUCGAUGCCGCCGUGGGGCUGCUGAAAACCAACAAUAUGGAUACCUUGGUGUCCGUGUUGAGAGGAUUGGGUGCCAAACAUGUUGCGAUGAACUUGGAACAAGCCCACUACGACUUGGUCGGACAAGCCUUGUUGGAUACCUUGGCAAAAGCAGUGGGCGAUGACUUUACGGAUGAGGUGAAAGAGGCUUGGGUGGGUGUCUACGGAGUGAUUGUAGCCAAUAUGAUGGAGGGCGCCCGAUCCAAAAAGGAAAGGCAACAACAACCUGCCGAAACGGAAAAGCGAAAUGCCAAAACUGAAAUGGAGGACGCCAUGGUCGAGCUAAAGCGCAUUACUGUUGAGAAGGUCACACAGGCUCUCCUCAACGCCGAAAAUAAAGCCCUCGCGGACCAAGAGCGUAUCCAAGCAGAGGUGGCCGCUGAAUUAGAGCGUGUCAAGGAAUUCAAGGCGAAACGAGAUGCACAAGAAGCCGCCGCAAAAGCACAAGAAGCCGCUGAGAAAGCACAAGAGGCUGCCACCAAUCUUGAAAGUGUGAGCGAGGAUCCAGUCGAAGACGAACAAAUGGAUGAGUCCCUCGUGAGGAAAGACUUGGAUGAGUCUGAUAUCCUUUACAACCAACGCAGCUGUGCUCAGUAUGUGAUGGACAAGCUGUUUGUCAGGGCUUAGAUGAUUUGUUUUGUACAUGCAGUACUGGAAAGAGAAAAAGGUACCGUAACGGUGUGUUCGCUGGUUUAAUUUAAAGCUGUUUUUGCU